Molecule: messenger RNA, 1540 nt
Organism: Guyanagaster necrorhizus
Lineage: Eukaryota; Fungi; Basidiomycota; Agaricomycetes; Agaricales; Physalacriaceae
Product: NAD(P)-binding protein
Exons: 8
Coding region: 123-1316 (397 amino acids)
Cellular component (GO): mitochondrion
Molecular function (GO): protein-containing complex binding
Source: RefSeq, a predicted model, not a curated record
GCGAUAUAGCGUUUUCCUUUCUUUGUGGCUGCCGCUGCCUUUGACGCCUGGCGAGCUGAUGGACCGGAUUUGGCCUGUAGCCCCUUCGUCCUUCCCUGUGCCAUGGCAGUAAAAAGUUGAGAAUGACAAGUCACACGUUACAUCCACGUGGCGUUGUGAUCCCGCCGUUCACCGAGUCCGACUUGGCAACCACAAUCUCUGCGUUAUAUCACUUCCAGGUGGGCAUGUUUUCGUCCCGCAUGCUAUGCCUGCAGCGAGCAGCCCGUCUGCAGGGAAUUCGAACAUACCACAGUAUUACUCCGCUGCCUAACAAGGUCGUCGUCGCCUCUGGUCUUCCAGGUUACAGUGCGGUGUCGGGUCAUGUAGCUACGGUCUUUGGAUGCACUGGAUUUUUGGGAAGAUAUCUCGUGUCCAAGCUUGGAAAACUCGGCACCCAGGUGGUUGUUCCAUACCGUGAUGAGGACGAAAAGAGGCGUCUGAAACCCAUGGGUGAUCUAGGACAAAUUGUGCCUAUGGAAUGGGAUAUCCGUAAUGAGUCCCAAAUAGCCGAGUGUGUAAGGCAUUCGACCGUUGUAUACAAUCUUGUUGGACGUGACUAUGAAACCAAAAACUUUGACUUCUCGUCGGUCCACAUCGAGGGCGCUGAACGGAUCGCAAAGCUCGCAGCGGAGUCUGGUGUUCCACGCUUCGUCCAUGUCUCGCAUCUUAACGCCUCGGCUUCUUCACCGUCCAAAUUGUACCAGGCCAAGGCAGAAGGAGAACAACGUGUGAAAGCGGCAUUCAAGGAUGUUACUAUUGUUAGGCCUUCGGCCAUGUAUGGAUACGAAGAUAAGCUAUUGAAUAAUAUCGCUAUCUGGCCCAUCUGGUGGAAGUUGAACAAUGCCGAAACCCAAGUCAGGCCGGUGCACGUCAUCGAUGUUGCACAAGCUCUCGCUACCCUUAUGACAGUACCCCAUUCACCUGGAACUCUCAACCUUCCCGGUCCAUCCACGCUCACAUACGAUUAUCUGCUGGAUCUCGUGUCUUCUGUAACGCUUCAGCCACCGUCUAAAGCUCCCACAAUUCCCAAAGCAGUGGCGACCCUUUUGGCCAGAGUUGCUUCGCAGUCAGUGUGGUGGCCAACACUCAGUCCGGAUGAAGUGGUAAGAAGGUACAUUAAUGACGCUGAAUUGCCGGGUAAUUGGGAUCUUGUCGGUAUUACUCCGUCAGAGAUUGAGCAUCAUGCCAUCACAUACCUAAGGCGGUAUCGCUCUGCAGAUAACUUCACGCGGCCGAUUCUCUUUCCUCCUAGGCCAGAUACUGUCCAGGAGAACUGAGUGGUUAUGUUUACCCACCAUUUAGAAGAAAUAAAUAAAUCUUGUCCUCUGAAUAUCCUUUCCGCUUUGAUGUAAAGAGUGAUGCUUUCUACGUUGGAAUACUUUCAUAAAUGUGUGUAUACCGAUGGAGUGGUGGGGGGAAGAAUACGUUACAGACAGAAAACGGUGUAAUUACGAGGCGUAAGUCGUUAAUGUGUGCAAUCCUGAGUGAUAAAUACAAUCUA